AUGGCGGGGAUGGUGCUGGCACGGGCCUGGAAGCAGAUGUCCUGGUUUUACUAUCAGUACCUGCUGGUCACAGUGCUUUACGUGCUGGAGCCCUGGGAGCGGACUGUGUUCAAUUCCAUGCUGGUUUCAAUUAUGGGGAUGGCACUGUACACCGGAUACGUCUUCAUGUCCCAGCACAUCAUGGCAGUUUUACACUACUUUGAAAUUAUACAGUGA
Sciurus carolinensis (gray squirrel) is the source of this 216-nucleotide messenger RNA. RefSeq names its product serine palmitoyltransferase small subunit A-like. Gene Ontology annotation, biological process: ceramide biosynthetic process. NCBI's taxonomy places the organism in Eukaryota, Metazoa, Chordata, Mammalia, Rodentia, Sciuridae. Gene Ontology annotation, cellular component: serine palmitoyltransferase complex. Gene Ontology annotation, molecular function: serine C-palmitoyltransferase activity. The record is from RefSeq and is a predicted model, not a curated record. The coding region runs from base 1 to 216 and encodes 71 amino acids. The transcript has a single exon.